This is a messenger RNA of Hermetia illucens (black soldier fly), 844 nucleotides long. Its product is annotated as zinc metalloproteinase nas-6-like. The record is from RefSeq and is a predicted model, not a curated record. NCBI's taxonomy places the organism in Eukaryota, Metazoa, Arthropoda, Insecta, Diptera, Stratiomyidae. Gene Ontology annotation, biological process: proteolysis. Bases 51 to 788 code for a protein of 245 amino acids. Gene Ontology annotation, molecular function: metalloendopeptidase activity; zinc ion binding. The transcript has 3 exons.
AUCGGUAGCAGAAACAUUAACAUUUGCCGGGGAACUCCGAACAACGCAAAAUGUUUUUGAAGCUGUCAAUUGUUGCUCUUUUGAGUUUGGCUUGUCUGGCCAAUCCAAAUGCCAGACUCCAACCGACCCCGGAGGAGAAGAGGUUGGAGGAAGCAGGAGGUUUCUUCCAAGGUGAUAUGCGUUUCCCACCUGGGCGCAAUGGAAUAACGAAUACCAACCAAAGAUGGACUAACAAGAUUGUUUACUACGAUAUCAGUCCCUCUUUCACUGGACCAGAAAAGAACUACAUCAUUGGAGCCAUCAAUGCCAUCCAGGCUGCCAGUUGUGUUAGAUUCGAAAGAAGGAGCAACCAAAACAACUAUGUUUAUGUCACUCGUGAAAACUCUGGUUGCUGGUCUUAUGUUGGUAUGAUUGGAGGCAGACAAGAUUUGAACUUGCAAGCCAAUGGAUGUGUCUACCAUGGUACUGCCGUUCACGAGUUCCUCCAUGCUCUUGGAUUCCAUCAUCAACAAAGUGCUUCCAGCCGCGAUAAUUACGUCAGCAUUGAAUGGGGAAACGUCCAAUCUGGAACGGAGCACAAUUUCGACAAAUAUUCAUCAUCUCAAGUUACUGACUUUGGCUUUGGAUAUGACUACGAAAGUAUUAUGCACUACGACCAAUACGCUUUCAGCAAGAACGGAGGAAGGACUAUCACAACUCAUAACGCCGCUUACCAAAACGUCAUUGGAAACCGUAAUGAUUUGAGCCACUUUGAUAUCCAAAAACUCAGGGCUAUGUAUAAUUGCUAAAUAUUGCGUUGUACCAUUGAAAUGGAAUAAAGUUGAAAAAGGAUUCUGAUAAAUAA